Coccidioides posadasii C735 delta SOWgp is the source of this 960-nucleotide messenger RNA. RefSeq lists its product as uncharacterized. The record is from RefSeq and is a predicted model, not a curated record. NCBI's taxonomy places the organism in Eukaryota, Fungi, Ascomycota, Eurotiomycetes, Onygenales, Onygenaceae. Gene Ontology annotation, cellular component: nucleus; cytoplasm. Gene Ontology annotation, molecular function: protein binding.
AUGGCGGCAGAAAAUGCGCCUCCGAUUGAGCUCCUGAACAUGCCCAAUGAGUUGUUGUACCAGAUCGCCGAGAACAUUGAGAGAGACUGUGACCUCAACUCAUUCCUGCAAACUUGCCGAGAACUCCAUGAACUCCUGAACCCGCAGCUGUACCGUCGUCACGCGAAAUCCAGCAACCACCCCGCCAUCUGGUGGGCUUUGGACAAGGGAAACGUCGAAACUGUAAAGCUCGCGCUCGACUAUGGCAGCAACGUGGACUAUGUUCGCCAGGUCAGCAUGUUCAUCAAGGAAAUUCUCUUUCAGGGAGGGAUCUUCCCCCGGGACAUGGAAUAUGCGCGGAGGAAUCUGGAAAGGCGCGGUCGGACCAUGGAAAUUAUCGGGUUGAUAUUUGAACACUGCGUGCGCGCCGAUGCCUAUGCGAACAAACAUAGACACACCACCAUCGAGAGCGCCGUGAUGGGUAACGACACUGACUCGGCUAAGUUUCUCCUCGAGAACGGUGAACGCAUUCCUGCGGUGGGGAGCGUCUAUGGGAACUUGGCGCAUACCCUGAUCCAGUGGCCGGGAGAACGCGUGAACCUCUCCAUGCUCGACCUGCUCUUCAAACAUGGCCUCCAUGCAAACGUGAAAAACGCCAGCGGAAUGACGGCUCUCCACAUGCUAGUUGAACAGCGCACCAAACAGGGCUUGGAGGACGUAGCGCGGAUGUUGCUUCGUUACGGCACGGACAUCGACGCCAGAGCCAACAACGGAAAGACCGCUUUGGAAGUUUCUGUUGAAGGCGGCUCAGACACCAUCGGUGAACAUCGUCCGUACUAUUACAACGAGGAAGUCGUCAGGUUGCUGUUGGAAAACGGGGCAGACACCUCCAGAAUCGCAUUGCCGGAGUCUGGACCGCUUCGCGACUUGGUCGAUAAAAUUUUCAAGGAAACUGGUCGAACCUUCGAGUUCCGCACUUGA